GUCAUGAGAUAUGACAAUCAGAGCGUCUGCUUGGAUGACCCGCACUCCUCAAACUUACAAAAUGUAAUGAAUUCAGAACAAAAUGUGACAAGCGUCCCCGCUUAUGAUAUUUAGCUAACAUAUAUUAACCGCGCAUCGCAUGAUCGAUCCCUGUGGCGUGGCUGCCUUGACCCGGCAGUGAGAGUGACAUUUCCUUCUAUAAUACGCUAAAUUCUAAUCGUCUGUCCGAGGAACACUUUAUUCCAGGCACGACCUACCAUUUGCAUUCGAUUUGAUAACAACGCUGAGAUAAGACAUACAACCAAGUCAUUCAUCCAACCGGGAGGCCUGCAGUAUACUACCUGUCAAUUUCUUUCAAUGAAGCGGGGUUUAAUUUAUUCUUUUGAUCAAGAGUUACCUCUAUGUAUUUAGCACGCUUGUUUGCUAAUCCCAGUGUCGAUGACAAGACACAGACGGAAAGAAUACCUUGACAUGCCGGCUAUUGUAACACUAUCCCUUAUCUCUUAGAAAUAACGAUGGUUGAUAUUUUGUUUUAAUAUAUCGUCAUCCAUGUCUUUACAUACUACAACAAUGAUAUGUUGCAUCUGCAAUCACAAGUUUUAAUAAUAUCGCUAUAAUGGAAGGCAACAUACUUCAUAUAGAUUACCUUAGUCUUUUCCUUUAGAUCGUGUUUCAAACGUAGUGACACCUGUCGGAAGGAGGAUGGAGGAAACAGGCCUCUCUCCAAUUAGGAAACAAUUACAAUCUCUAUAACACGUUGAAUAACCUAAUCAAUGUUUUGUGAGCCACACUUGUCGGAAAUGUAUUUGGAAAUGUGUUGUAUGAGUUGAUGUCCAACUUUGGAAAAGCGAUGCACGUGGUGCUUUCAACUGUUGUGCUGCUAUUGGAUAUAAUAGGAUACUUUCAAUCUGACGGACGAGCAAUCAUGGUGGAGCCCCCCCACAGGUCAAGUCUGUGGCGAUUCCGUUACCCGACCCAUGUCAACACAGAAGAUGACCUACUCAACUGUGGCGGAUUCGAUGUGCAAUGGUUUCAGAAUGGCGGGCGUUGCGGGGUUUGUGGAGACCCAGCUUCUGGACCACAGGAACAUGACGAUAAUGGUCAUUACGCCAGUGGUAUCACGGUCCGCUCCUACAAUCAAGGGGGAUCUGUAAAUGUCACAGUGGAAGUACUCAGCAACCUUCUGGGUUAUUUUGAAUUCCGACUUUGUCCUCGUAAUAGUACCAGCUUCAAACUAACACAGGAAUGCUUCGAACGGAACGUGUUGUGGAUAGAGGAGUCCUGGAGUACACGGUUCUAUGCGGGCAGUCGUGGUGGAAUUUACGAUCUUCACGUUAAAUUGCCCUCCAACAUUGCAUGUACUCACUGCGUGUUCCAAUGGAAAUACAGCACAGGGUACAGGAUGGGCGGUAUUAACAUGUGUGAGUGUAUGGGAUGUGGAAAACAAGAGCAAAUCUACAACUGCGCUGAUGUAGAAAUUACUCCGAACCCAGGUACAGCUACAUCACAGCCGUUUGGAUUCAUACCCGUCAAACCUAAUCCUACGUUCCUAUCCUCGCCUGAAAACCAGUCCUACAUAUUACGUCAGAGACUUCGAGAACAGUUGCCCGUGUUCCCCUGGCCUAAUGGACUGCUUAUCCCGCACAACAUGAUGGAACCCUCCUCCACGUCCAGACGGUCUGACCAUGCGCAACACAAAGACACAGCCGGACAUACAGGUGUGAUAAACAGAAUGUUGUUGAGUGAAUUACAUAAUAACGCACCUUUACCGUAUAUAAAAGGUAUAGACCCGGCUAGGAUUUUACCCGGUAUACUGCCGUCGAUAAACUUUACUGCUACAUUUAAUCCGCAAGGAAAUUCGACCAGAAGGUCAUCAUUUAACCAUAUAAUCCAAUCCAAUACACGUCAUCAAAUGAAAUCCACGCCACCUGUUGUUAAACCCUUACCAACAACCACUCCAGUGAAGCAUGUCCUGGAUUUUAAAAAGUGGAAUUUUACAGAGUAUUCACCGCGACCAUCAAAAUACAAUAUUAGUCCCACUGACAAGAAAAUCAACAACACCGGAUAUGCUUCCGGCGAUUCCAUCCUUUAUCCGCUGUUUACACCCGCUGAACAAAGUAGUCCUGCUCUUUCUUUGAGAAAUAAAUCAUGUGACAUAUUGUCGUCGAAUUUUAAGUGUAAAGGGAAUGGACAGCACUCAAAUACGCCUGAUAUUGAGGAAUGGUGUUUGGUGAACUGCCGGGCCGGAAACUGUGUUAAGGAUAUAUGUUUAUGUGGCUGUGGGGUUCUACAUGAUCCACAGCGUCAUUUCUGCCAUGGUAUCGGAGUGUUCGCUAGUAUUCCGGGGAUGGACAUGUGGUGCCGGACUGUAUGUGACCAACAGAAAUGUCCUGCUAAUAUAUGUGAUGUCCAAACCUGUCUCAAACAAGGUUGACAUUAAUUUCUGUUUUGUACUGUGGUGACCUGUAAGAUGGAUCUUAUAUGUGCAACAGUCUUUAGUGCUCUCUAUGAGUUUUAUGGUAAUUCGAAUAAUUAUAUGAUUCAAUGGCAUUUAAAAUGUCACAGAGAAAGAAUGCGUUCUAGGAAAUGAGUUAUCGCUAUACUUUGGGCAUCACGGUAAAUCUAAGUAAAGGUCAAUUAGCUGUAUUUUAAUAAACAGGUGCUUUAAAAGUUACCUGACAGGCAUAUAAUAGAACAGUGUAUAUUCUAAAUACACAUGUACAGCAUUAAUAUAACACGCUGGCUUUUAACCAGAAUAACAUUUAAUAUCACACAAACAUAUGUACCCAAAGUAUUUAAUAUCACCCACACGUUAUAUCUAAUAUCACACACACGUUUGUACCCAAAAUAACAUUUAAUAUCACACACACGUUUGUACCCAAAAUAGCAUGCAAUAUCAUACACACGUUUGUACCCAAAAUAGCAUGCAAUAUCAUACACACGUUUGUACCCAAAAUAACAUUUAAUAUUACACACACACGUUUGUACCCAAAAUAACUUGCAAAAUCAUGCACACGUUUGUACCCAAAAUAAUAUUUGAUAUCACACACACUUUUGUACCUAAAAUAACAUUUAAUAUUAUACACACGUUUGUACUCAAAAUAGCAUGCAAUAUCAUACACACGUUUGUACCUAAAAUAGCAUUUGAUAUUACACACACACGUUUGUACCCAAAAUAACAUUUAAUAUCAUACACACGUUUGUACCUAAAAUAAUAUUUGAUAUCACACACACGUUAGUACCUAAAAUAACAUUUAAUAUUAUACACACGUUUGUACCCAAAAUAACAUUUAAUAUUAUACACACGUUAGUACCCUAAAAUAACAUUUAAUAUUAUACACACGUUAGUACCUAAAAUAGCAUUUAAUAUUAUACACACGUUAGUACCUAAAAUAACAUUUAAUAUUAUACACACGUUUGUACCUAAAAUAGCAUUUAAUAUUAUACACACGUUUGUACCUAAAAUAGCAUUUAAUAUUAUACACACGUUAGUACCUAAAAUAACAUUUAAUAUCACGCACGUUUGUACCCCAUUAAUUAAAUAACAUUUAACAUUGCACAUAGCUGGUUACCCAAAAGUGACGAAUAUAGGGAAAAUAGUAUCUCACUCUAGGGACAAAUUACAGUGCUUUAAAAACAAUUUAACUUAGUUAGGGUUUAAGUGAAGCUCUUUUUUAGUAUAUGUGAAUGAUAAGUGAAGUGAUGUAUCGAAGUGUUAUUUGUUUAUCUACUAUUUACCUUUUAAUACUUGACUCAUUAGAAUCUUUCAAACUUCAGUGCAACCUCAGAGAUAAAGUGUAAACAUUAAUUAACAGCUGUUCUUGUGAGACUAGAGGUGAUUUCAUGACGGAGUAUAACUGUACACGCGUAUGACAUCAUCCUACAUAUAAAUGAACCAUCAGAUUGUCAGGUGUUCGUGAGAGAAGUAAACCUUCUACACUAACUGAACCAGCAUUUGUUAGCCAGUCCAAAUAUAUGCACUACGCACCAAAUAUUCAUUAUGACAUCCAUCAUAUUUGAUAGCUGGCUAUACGCCCAGAUCUAUAGCUACUAAUCACUGUCUUCACUUGUUAGGUUUGGACUUUUAUUAAAAUUUAAACCUGAAAAGAUUCCACGUAUUGAAACUCAACAAGAACACUCCGCUCCUAAUACAUACAUUACAAAUACAUCUUUUAGGGACAAAGUGAAUUAAGUUGAAUAUAAGAAAAUUGUAUUAGUAAGGUGACUUUAGUAGGUCCUUAAAUCAUAAAAUAAAAUGAAUCCCCAAGUACAGUGAAUCAGUAAACACACGAGGAACACACCAUAUUACCUGUCCCCAAGUACAGUGAAAAAGUAAACACACGAGGAACACGCCACUUUUCCUGUCCCCAAGUACAGUGAAAAAGUAAACACACGAGGAACACGCCACCUUUCUUGUCCCCAAGUACAGUGAAACAGUAAACACACCAGAACACACCAGCUUUCAUGUCCCCAAGUACAAUGAAAUAGUCAACACACCACAUUACCUGUCCCCAAGUACAGUGAAACAGUAAACACAGGAAGAACACGCCAUAUUUCCUGUCCCCAAGUACAGUGAAACAGUAAACACACCAGGAACACGCCACCUUUCUUGUCCCAAAGUACAGUGAAACAGUAAACACAUCAGAACACGCCAGCUUUCCUGUCCCCAAGUACAGUGAAAUAGUAAACACACCACAUUACCGGUCCCCAAGUACAGUGAAACAGUAAACACACGAGGAACACGCCACCUUUCUUGUCCCCAAGUAUAGUGAAAUAGUAAACACAUCAGGAACACUCCACAUUACCUGUCCCCAAGUACAGUGAAUCAGUAAACACACGAGGAACACGCCAUAUUUCCUGUCCCCAAGUACAGUGAAACAGUAAACACACCACAUUACCUGUCCCCAAGUACAGUGAAACAGUAACACACCAAGAACACGCCACUUUUCCUGUCCCCAAGUACAGUGAAACAGUAAACACACGAAGAACACGCCACCUUUCUUGUCCCCAAGUACAGUGAAACAGUAAACACACGAAAAACACGCCACCUUUCCUGUCCUCAAGUACAGUGAAACAGUAAACACAUCAGGAACACGCCACAUUACCUGUCCCCAAGUACAGUGAAACAGUAAACACACCAUAUUGCCUGUCCCCAAGUACAGUGAAACUGUAAACACACGAAGAACACGCCAUAUUUCCUGUCCCCAAGUACAGUGAAACAGUAAACACAUGAGGAACACGCCAUAUGUCCUGUCCCCAAGUACAGUGAAACAGUAAACACACGAGGAACACACCAUAUUACCUGUCCCCAGGUACAGUGAAACAGUGAACACACGAGGAACACGCCACAUUACCUGUCCCCAAGUACAGUGAAACAGUAAAUACACCAAGAACACGCCACAUUACCUGUCCCCAAGUACAAUGAAACAGUAAACACACCACAUUACCUGUCCCCAAGUACAGUGAAACAGUAAACACACGAGGAACACGCCACAUUACCUGUCCCCAAGUACAGUGAAACAGUAAACACAUCAAGAACACGCCAUAUUUCCUGCCCCCAAGUACAGUGAAACAGUAAACACACCAGGAACACGCCACAUUCGCUGUCCCCAAGUACAUUGAAACAGUAAACACACCAGGAACACGCCACAUUCGCUGUCCCCAAGUACAUUGAAACAGUAAACACACCAGGAACACGCCACAUUCGCUGUCCCCAAGUACAUUGAAACAGUAAACACACGAAGACUGCCAUGUUUCCUGUCCCCAAGUACAGUGAAACAGUAAACACACCACAUUACCUGUACCCAAGUACAGUGAAACAGUUAACACACCACAUUACCUGUCCCCAAGUACAGUGAAACAGUAAACACACGAGGAACACGCCAUAUUUCCUGUCACACGAAUACACCACCUUUCUUGUCCCAGAGAAAUUCCAUAAAAAGAGUGUGUUUGUUGCUUAUCUUCACUUGGCAAUUUGGCAAUAUUCAUGUUCAUUAGUACCUGCAUCAGCAUUUGUAAGAGUUAUGAAUGUUUGUAUAAUAGUGUGCGUGUUGGCGUCCUACGACUUUAUGUAGCGUUUGUAUCUACAGCUUUAUUUAUUUAUUAGGUAACUGUUACUAUAUAAUAGUACUGUUUACUGCACGUAGUGUCUUUAAGCUCAAUUGUCUUUAGUUAACAAUUAAAUUAUGUAAAUAUAAUAUUGAAACAGCGUGUAACUAAAAGACGGAAUAGAACUUUUUGUCAUCAGCGAUACAACUUAGCACUAAUGUUCUCAAAAGCCAGACAUUUCUUUAACAUAAUGGAGUUUCAAAAUAACCGUUUGGGUUUGAAAUGAGCAUUUUGGAAUAAUUAUCAAGAUAUUUUUUUCUAUAAUUGUAUGAAUUAAUCAAAUUAAUAAAGUAUUGUUUUAAUUA
Messenger RNA from Pecten maximus, 6413 nucleotides. RefSeq lists its product as uncharacterized. The transcript is spliced from 3 exons. Bases 830 to 2434 code for a protein of 534 amino acids. NCBI's taxonomy places the organism in Eukaryota, Metazoa, Mollusca, Bivalvia, Pectinida, Pectinidae. The record is from RefSeq and is a predicted model, not a curated record.